This is a messenger RNA of Anguilla rostrata (American eel), 1098 nucleotides long. It is a transcript of the gene apela, whose product is annotated as apelin receptor early endogenous ligand. Gene Ontology annotation, biological process: heart development; apelin receptor signaling pathway. Gene Ontology annotation, molecular function: apelin receptor binding. The transcript has 3 exons. Lineage: Eukaryota; Metazoa; Chordata; Actinopteri; Anguilliformes; Anguillidae. Bases 49 to 213 code for a protein of 54 amino acids. The record is from RefSeq and is a predicted model, not a curated record.
CGCAUCCCCGACCUCAGUCCAGGCUCUCCGCCAAACCCACGCGCCGAAAUGAGAUUACAGAAGCUGCUCUUCGUCCUCCUGCUCCUCCUCAUCACCCUCCUCCUGGUCCAGGGCCACAAGCCAGACUUCCUGAAUCUGAGACGCAAGUACUACAGACACCUGUGUGCGUCCAGGAGGUGCAUGCACCUCCACUCCCGAGUGCCGUUCCCCUGAGGUAGUCCACACUGGAGAUCCAGCGAACGGCGGAAAAGGCUAAAAUGACGGGAGGCCGUGACAACGAUCUCCAGGGAGAACUUCCGGUUGAAGUUCUAUCUUACCACCAAAGGCGCGAGGAAAUGGGGCAGAGCAUUAUCUACCGCUGUCACGCGCUGCCGAGCCGCAGCAUGUGUUACUCAUGCAAAAAAAGAAAAACAUGCAAGAUUUCCAUUUAUAAACAACAUAUGACUAUUUAAUGCACAUUGAUUGAGCUAUUUGGACGGAAGGCUUCCCGCGCUGCACACUUUAAUAUAAUAAGCUAUUUAACAUACAAGAAAUACAACUGCCACGGACCACCGUAGCCUAUAUACCUAUUUUUAGCUAUUGUGAUUGCUUACGUGAUUGCAUUCACGUAAAGCUGAUGGCUGUCAAGAUUAUAUAGAUUAUAUUGCACCAUCAUACUACAUACUAGAAUACAUUUCUGCAACCAUAAGUAACUUCAUGUGAGAAGUGAUGGUAAAAAUUUAGCUGAUUCCUUCAGUAGCCUAUGUCACAUACUGUAGGCUAUUUAGGCUACACAAAACAAAAGGUUUUGCCAUUGCAUGAAAAUAAUUAUAUUGUUCUUGUGACUGACGCAGAAAUGCAUGCAGGAAUACACAAUGACAUUGGAAUAGUCAAGUAUGCGACAAGGUCAAUAAUGCAGUUUGCAGUCCAUUUAUAAAGACUGAUGUAGUGCUGUCCAUCAUUUAUACCAUCAGAUUUUGCAGGGAAAUGUAACGGAAUCAUUCAGGCAAUAUAUGGUUAACCGUUUCACGAAACUCCAAUAUAAAUGUGUUUAUAUGUAAGUAACGCACUUGAAAUGUUUUAUUGAUGUCAUUUUAAUAAAUGCAUAUACUCUUUUGA